CAAAGAUGGAACGAUUCGUCAUUACUCGUACGGAAUGAGUUCUGUGCAGCGUUUUAGCAUGCAGGCAUUCCGCUUCCUGUCAGAACGUCGCUUUGUCUACCUACACUGUGACCUGGUGGUGUGUCAUAGGUAUGACUACAACUCCACCUGUGCACGAAGUACUUCAUGUUCCAGACGUUAUCGUCGUGAUGUUGAUCAGCAGUCAGAAGAUGUGUCUGGCAUGUAUGCACUGUCGUUUGGCCCAGUGAUGAAAGGGAAGGAGUCCGCUGACAAGAGUGCUGGGGGUAAGUAUCACAGGCUCAUAAUAUUAAGCAGUCCAAAAACAAGGGUACAUACGACUUCACAAAAUAUGACACCCGUUCCGCACGUUAUCAACAAUAUAGUAUUGUAAUUGUUAAGCUUAACGCAAGGAGCGCCUGAAUAUGACUUGAUCAAACAUCGAUCAAACCGCGGACCACAUCAAUCAAGUUGCGAUUUAAUUGCAGUUCAAUCGCGUCUCAACUAAUCCAUGAAACCAUUUCUCUGUUAAGCAUCCUACCCGGCCGAAAACGUGCCUUAAAUAUACAAGCGCCUGGGAGGUUCAAUAAAGAGUUUACCAUCGCCAACUAUUUCGGACAUUGAGUCGGCAGUGCGCCAGCGGAUACCCCCGUAAAAGUCAAUAUAUUUUAGGCAGAGAAUCUAUAAAAUACAUAGGAAUCAAACUAAAAACAUCGAAUUGACAAAAAGAUAUUUCGAUUAUUUCAUUUGCUUAAAUGGAGUAGUAUUCCUACAUUGCAUACAAACGGCACUGUCGAAAAAAAUAAUAGUUAAACCUUUAUCUUACGUUUCGUUUCGAGAUUCAACUUCUGAACGCUUUGCUUCUAUAGACUUGUAUACUAACUCGGCCAAAAUCCGCUCGAUUACCGAGUUUCAUUGUUCAAUUUUUAAAUUUCUGUGACUGCUAUGCAAUUUGCUCAAAUGGAACACCAACCUUGAGGAUCCUCGCUAGCUGCUCACAAAAAUUGGGCACAUAAAACACUGGAGAAGUUUUUCGUAUUUACCAUCAAAUAUCAUGAAUUUUCGUAGGCACUUAGAAUAUUAUGCGCUGUUAGUAUGUGAUCGCAUUGCCGCAAAUUUCACUGCGAUUAAAAGCUAAAUUGAAGGCGAAAAAUCACUCGGAAUAGGUUGUAUUUGGUACCAAAAUGAUCGCCACGAUGUUUAUUUUUCAACCCUGCAAACGCUUCUGGGAUACAUGAAACACAACCCGUGCUGCCAGCGGUAGAAGUUGGGCCGUUUGGCUACAGCCAGACUAAAAGGUCAACCAAAGGUCAACCGUAUUAAAUAACUUCAAUCUAGACGAAAUAUUGUAAUGUUUUCCGUGCUUAAAACCAUUUAUUUUGACAAUAACGACUGUUCGAGCGUCGAAAUUAGAAGUUCUAUCCAGUGGGGGAAACACUUAUGUGUUUCUAAUAGAAUUGGCUCAUUUAUUUCCAUUUGGUCAUUCCAAAACAUUGCAAAACAUUGCGCGUUAUUGCGCGUUAUGCAUUUCAGGGAGCUUCCGCUGGAUAGUAGGAUUGAUAUAAGACCGCAAUAGUUGGCGAUGAUUAUUCUAGCUGCGGUCUUACUCGGUCCUGACCGCGGUUUAGCUGCAAUCACACAUGGAGUUUGAUAGUUGCAGCUCAAGCGCGAUAUUGCAACUUUCAAUCACUGGUUUACACUAUCAAAGUUUCUGUGCUCAAAGUAGGAAUUUUACAUAGGUAAACUAAGUCUUUGAAGUGUUUGUAAGAAAUGUUUGAGGAGCCUGACUGACUCUGUGUAUACUGCCGAGUUUGUUCCCUGAAAUAUUUCUUACAAAUCCUUCAAGUGACUUUAUUUGUGCAUGCAAUUUACAUUUAUACAACAUUCCUACUGUAAUCCCAGAACCUUUGAUAGUGUAAACCAUUAGCACUGCGACAAGCUCAAGGUCAAAUUAGCUUGCAUGAGAAUUUUCCCAUCCCUCUCGCCCCCCCUCCUCCCCCCAGUAAAGUGGAAGCAGCGAAGCAUAAUGAGUGUUGACUGGCCAUAUUACCACGUGCGUAGAUCUCAUCAACUCUCAUCAAAAUUUGAACGAGUUCAAAGUUGAUGAAAGUGCAUGAGAGUGGAUGAGAGUUGGCGAUGAAACACGAACGAGAGCUGCAACUCUCGUAACUCAUUCUCGGAGCUUGAAACCUGAGGAAUAACUAGAAGCAAACUGCGACCAAAUUGGAGCCCGACCGAAGCUGGAAUAGCUGUUACAAUGCAGAGAUGUAUUUUCACUGUGAUGUGAUUAUAUAUUUAUAUUAUGAUAUCCUAAUUCUCUAUCUUUAUCGUUCUACAGCUCAUUCGGAGGCAUCGAACACAACGCUGAUUGGUUCCUUGAUUGGAUUCGGUUGUCUCAGUGUGGUUCUGAUUGGUGCCUUGCUCUUCAUGAUACAGCGAAGUCGUCGUCGUAGAUCCGACCAGACCCAGACUGGUGGCGAGAACAAGGGCGCAUUGUCAAUGCAGAAUUUGGGAUACACUUAAAGUCUCCCUGCCUUUUUUAUAGUUUUAUAAUCCGAAUAAGUUUAAUGCAUAACUACAUAUUAACUGCUGAUUCGAAAAAUAAUUUAAAACACUCUUUAGAAAGUUAGUAGAAUCGGUUGCGAAAACGACUAUUUGUUGAUGACACUUUCAAUAUUGUUUGUGAUUGUUAAAAUUGAUUCACAAAAUUGUUCUAACUCAAAACAAAAAUAUGAAUUAAACUGUCGGUGUAAUUAGAGCGUAGAAAAUAUUGUUAAACAAGUAUAUAUAAUACUUUUGGUGAAAUAAAUUUCGUAUGCGGGU
Paramuricea clavata is the source of this 2820-nucleotide messenger RNA. The record is from the annotation of a GenBank genome assembly. Lineage: Eukaryota; Metazoa; Cnidaria; Anthozoa; Malacalcyonacea; Plexauridae.